UUCUUUCAGGUGUCGAUCGAUGUUGCGGCCUGCAGGAAAUGGCUUCAUGAUGAUUUUUGUCUCUUCUCUCCUUUCCGAUCUCGACGAACAUCUUCCAGAAUAGCCAUUCCCCUCUGUUACUCCCCCCGGGUCCUUCUUUGUAGAUCCUUGAGGACGCGCCUAGUUUCCCCCUCCCGUUCCCACUUCUGUCUUGCAGUCUCAGCCCCGUAUCCUGCUCCAACAAUGGCUGCCUCCAACCCCACUACGGCGGCUCGUCCCCAGCGCCCGGUGUUGCAACAUACCUUGUCCAGCAAUUCUUUUAUCCUUGACCACCAACAGUACAAACCGGCGGUCCCCAUCAAUCAGACGAUCAGCAAUGUGCUGGAUCAGCCUAACGACGCGGCGUUGGCCUCGUUGUCGCUGAACAACUACAAUCCGGUCAGCCCCGAUCCCGAUCGCGUCACCGAGACCGGCGUCACGCAUAGUAUCUUUGGCCACCACGACAACCCUCUGCCUCACGAUACACCGCAGCUCGUCGCGACCAUCUUCUACAAGUCCUCCAACCCCAUCCACCCCCAUCUGCACCCGGAUUCCUCGCGCAAUGUGCGGUCCGGUGAUAAGCUUCCGUCCCCCAUGGUUCCCGUGGGCUCCGCCCCCACGGUAGACAUGGAGAAGAUUCCCCGGGAGCCCCCUGCGCCAGAGCCUGAACCCCUCGACCAUCUGUAUGGGCCGUUCGUCUCGCAGCUGUGCUUGACGAAUUUCCUGCAGAUCAUCGAAUCCCUCCCGACCCCCUACCAGCGCAUGAACACCUCGCACCGCUGCCUCGACAAGCACGACCAGCCUCGGGUCGUCGAAGUGACCUUUUCCCCGCCCCCGAACCCCGACUAUCUCACCUUCACCGACCUGCGCAAGCACGAGAGUAUAUGGCGCUUCGAGCGCGAGUGGAAUGUGGAGGUGGUGCUGCAGAAGGAGAGUGUAUUCCGCCGGCACAAGCGCCUGGUGGUGUUCGACAUGGACAGCACGUUGAUCCAGAACGAGGUGAUCGAUGAGAUCGCCCGGUUCAUCGGUGUCGAGAAGCAGGUUUCGGAAAUCACCGAACGAGCCAUGAACGGUGAAAUCGACUUCUCCGAAUCGCUGCGAGAGCGUGUCAGUCUGCUCAACGGCGUUCCCGCGGACGUGUUCGAGAAGCUCAAGUCGGUAUUGACCAUCUCCCCCGGUGCUCGGGAGCUCUGCAAGAGCCUGAAGAGCCUGGGUUGCAAGUUGGCCGUUUUGAGUGGAGGAUUUCAGCCGCUGGCCGAGUGGCUGGCCGGGGAGCUGGGCAUUGAUUACGCUCGCGCCAACCAUCUCGAAGUCGACCCCGUCACCCAGACCCUCACGGGUAAACUGGUCCCAACAUACCCCAUCAUUGACGCCGAACAGAAGCGCUCAAUCCUCAAGUCCCUCGCGGCGGAACACAACAUCCCCAUCUCCCAGACGGUGGCUGUCGGCGACGGUGCCAACGACCUUCUCAUGCUGCACGCUGCCGGCCUGGGCGUCGCCUGGCGGGCCAAGAGCAUGGUCCAGCUCAAAGCACCGACCCGUCUGAACGGGGAAAGCCUCCUGGACGUCCUCUACCUCAUGGGCAUGACCAAGGGUGACAUCAACGAGCUGACGAGCGACUCGACAGAUGGUCUGGCAUGACGAACGUAAGAUUGUCAGGAGUGAUCACUUGGAGACAUCGUAGCUGGGUCUUGACGGGUGAUAGACACAACCCCACCUAUACACACAUACCCAUAUAUCCCGCGACUGGUUAAGACCUACGGUUAUCUAUUUGGAAGCACAUGUUCCGUUCCCAUUCCAAUCCAAUCCAUUCUGUUCCCAGGCGAGGGGGACUCAACUGGAGAGAAACAGAGAGUGUAUUUCGCCCGGUGCGAAACCUAUCAUUCAACCCUUCUAUCUUGAUUUCCCCUUUCCUUUCCGUCCCGGCUUAUCAUCUUCUUUCUUGUCUACGGAACUCGAGACAGCAUACGUCGUUUCCUUCUCUUCCCCUUCUUCUUUUCUUUUUAUCUUCUCCUCUUAUUUCCUAUCAGCUUUUGUUUCGCUUACACCACACUACCGGAAGGAGAAGAAAGGAACCCCACAAUCGCAUCUCUGUCUCUCAUGUAGUUUACUGAACUCCAAUCGUAGGAGUAUACGCUCGAGUCGACCACACGAAUGAGUUAGAUUUGAUGGAACUGUGGACAACUCAAUGAUUGAUAUCCCAGGGGAGAGAGAGGGGAUUAUAUGUCCAGUGAAAGGGGAUCUACCAGUAGACAAUUAAUUCAUCUG
Molecule: messenger RNA, 2286 nt
Organism: Aspergillus candidus
Lineage: Eukaryota; Fungi; Ascomycota; Eurotiomycetes; Eurotiales; Aspergillaceae
Product: phosphoserine phosphatase SerB
Exons: 3
Coding region: 223-1659 (478 amino acids)
Biological process (GO): dephosphorylation; L-serine biosynthetic process
Cellular component (GO): cytoplasm
Molecular function (GO): magnesium ion binding; L-phosphoserine phosphatase activity
Source: RefSeq, a predicted model, not a curated record